Messenger RNA from Aspergillus saccharolyticus JOP 1030-1, 1906 nucleotides. RefSeq lists its product as uncharacterized. Bases 116 to 1789 code for a protein of 557 amino acids. NCBI's taxonomy places the organism in Eukaryota, Fungi, Ascomycota, Eurotiomycetes, Eurotiales, Aspergillaceae. The record is from RefSeq and is a predicted model, not a curated record. Gene Ontology annotation, cellular component: intracellular anatomical structure. Gene Ontology annotation, molecular function: protein binding. The transcript is spliced from 2 exons.
CACCUGACAAGCAUCAGCAUUCCCCAACCCUAACGUUGGGCAUUUAACAAUCCUAAUCCCCUCUUUGGAAACAAGACAUCACGACCACAGCCCCGCAAACAACUUCUCUGCCACGAUGGAGCAGGACGAGGAAUACUUCAAUCUUGGAACCUACCAUCGUCCAAUCACCAGCGCCUCUACCACCAGCCAAACAUGGUUCAACCGCGGGCUCAUCUGGAUGUACGCCUUCAACCACGAGGAAUCCGUCCGGUGCUUUGAACGGGCCAUCGCCGCCGACGAGAGCUGCGCCAUGGCCUACUGGGGCCUCGCCUACGCCAUUGGAGCCAACUACAACAAGCCCUGGAGCUUUUUCGAUGAGUUGGAUCUGGCCACCGUCGUCCGUCGCGGCCACGCUGCAGCCAAGCAAGCGCAAGCAUACGCGGCGCAGGUCUCCCCCGUGGAAGCCGCCCUCAUCCACGCGAUCCAAGCCCGAUAUCCGGACGAGGCACCCCUCAAGCCCUUUUCCGCGUGGAACGAGGACUUCGCCAGCGCCAUGGAAAGCGUCUACCACGCCUUUCCGGACGACCUGGACGUCAUCACCACCUACGCGGACGCGCUGAUGAACCUCCACCCUUGGGACCUCUGGGACAUCCACACCGGCCAACCGCGCGAGGGCGCCCGCACCCUCGACAUCCAAGCCCUACUCGACCACAGCCUCACCCUCCCCUCCGCCACGCGCCAUCCCGGCCUUCUCCACCUCUACAUCCACCUGAUGGAGAUGUCCCCCGACCCAGCGGCCGCCCUGCCCGUCGCCGAGCACCUGCGCGGCCUCGUCCCAGACGGCGGACACCUGCACCACAUGCCGACGCACCUCGACGUGCUCUGCGGCCGGUACGCCGAGGCGAUCACCUGGAACACGGCCGCCAUCGCCGCCGACGAGCGCUACCUCGGCCGCGCCGGCCCGCGCAACUUCUACACCCUCUACCGCGCGCACAACCUCCACUUCCGCAUCUACGCCGCCAUGUUCGCCGGCCGCUGGGAGGUCAGUCGCACCAGCGCCGCGCAACUCGAAGCCUCCAUCCCCGAGGAGCUGCUGCGCCUGCGCUCCCCGCCCAUGGCCGACUGGCUCGAAGCGUUUCUCUCGGUGAAACUCCACGUCUGGAUCCGCUUCGGCCGCUGGACCGAGAUCCUCGCCUGCGAGACCCCCACCGACCCCACCCUCUACUCCAUGACCACCGCCAUCACCCACUACGCCAAAGGCAUCGCCCACGCCGCCCGGAGAGACCCGGCAAGCGCCCGCGUCCACCGCGCCCGCUUCCACGCCGCCGUCGCGCGCGUCCAGCCCACCCGCACCCUCUUCAACAACACCUGCACCGACCUCCUCGCCAUCGCCGCCGCCAUGCUGGACGGGGAAAUUGCCUACCGCGAGGGAGACGUCGACGCUGCAUUCCACUGGCUGGAGAUCGCCAUCCAGCGGGAAGAUCGGCUCCCCUACGAUGAACCGUGGGGCUGGAUGCAGCCCACCCGACACGCGUACGGGGCGCUGCUGAUGGAGCAGGGCCGCCUGGAAGACGCGCUGGAGGUGUACCGGGCCGAUCUAGGGAUGAGUGACACCCUCCCCCGCGCGCUGAGACAUCCCGAUAACGUCUGGGCCUUGCAUGGGGUGCAUGAGUGUUUGGAGCGCUUGGGGAGGGUGGAGGAGGCGAGACGCGUGGAGGGGAGGUUGCAGGUGGCGCUGCAGGGGGCGGAUGUGCCGGUGCGGGCGUCGUGUUUGUGUAGGUUGGAGGUCAUGCCCGAAGAGGAGGAUUAGAAUGGGAGUGAAGAUGUACAUACAUAGAUUCGUAGGGUGGCUGUGGGUACGGCUUCUUCUCACCAGAUUCCCGCCAACGGACAGUACAGUCAGUCCUAUACAGUGAGGAAAUAGAAG